Messenger RNA from Girardinichthys multiradiatus, 1391 nucleotides. RefSeq names its product nudC nuclear distribution protein (gene nudc). The record is from RefSeq and is a predicted model, not a curated record. Gene Ontology annotation, cellular component: cytoplasm. The transcript has 9 exons. Bases 128 to 1126 code for a protein of 332 amino acids. NCBI's taxonomy places the organism in Eukaryota, Metazoa, Chordata, Actinopteri, Cyprinodontiformes, Goodeidae. Gene Ontology annotation, biological process: protein folding.
GGGUUAGUUUCCAGGAAGUAAGUCACGUAACCACAGGCUCAGCCUAGAGUACAUCUUCUUCAGACUUACUUAUUUAUUACUCGCGCAGCUAACGAGAAACCGGUGGAAGUGUUGAACCACUACCAAUAUGGGGGGUGAAGAAGAAAAGUAUGACGGUAUGUUGCUGGUUAUGGCCCAGCAACACGAAGGAGGAGUACAGGAGCUAGUCAACACAUUUUUCAGUUUCCUCCGACGCAAGACUGAUUUCUUCGUUGGUGGAGAUUCAGGGGCUGCAGAGAAGCUGGUCAAGGAGGCCUUCGAUCACCACAGUAAGCUGGCGCUGAAGGCCCAAAAAGAGAAGCAGAUGAAACAGGAGAAGGAAAAGAAGGAUAAAGCUGAAAGAGCUGCCAAGCUCGCUGAGGAGGAGAAGAAAAAUAAGUUUGACGAAGUACCAAGAAUUCAGGAGCUGACAGACGAAGAGGCGGAGAAGCUACAGUCUGAGCUCGACAAGAUGAAGGAUGAGGAGAAACUGAAGAACGAAACAGCGAAUGAAGAGAAGACAUCUGACAAAGGAGAGAAGGGGUCUGACUCAGAGGCAGAGGAGGAUGAGAAGGACAAAGAUAAACUGAAGCCUAAUUCAGGAAACGGAGCUGACCUUCCUAACUACAAGUGGACACAAACGCUGUCAGAAAUCGAUCUUGCCGUGCCUUUUGAUGUGAAGUUCCGCAUCAAGGGCAGAGAUGUCGUGGUGGACAUCCAGCGUCGCUCCAUCAAGGUUGGUCUGAAAGGCCACCCUCCUGUUAUAGAAGGUCAGCUCUACAACGAGGUAAAGGUGGAGGAGAGUUCCUGGCUCAUCGACGAUGGCAAAGUGGUUACUGUCCACCUGGAGAAGAUUAAUAAAAUGGAGUGGUGGAGCAAGAUUGUUACCACAGAUCCAGAAAUGAACACCAAGAAAAUCUGCCCUGAGAACUCAAAGCUGUCAGACCUGGACGGAGAGACACGUGGAAUGGUGGAGAAGAUGAUGUACGACCAGAGGCAGAAAUCUAUGGGCCUGCCAACAUCUGAAGAGCAGAAGAAACAAGACAUUUUGAAGAAGUUCAUGGCCCAGCACCCGGAGAUGGAUUUCUCUAAAGCCAAAUUCAGCUGAGAGUUGCUGUUGGGCUUGCAGUCCAUGUCCUGUUUUAUGUUAAAUCCUGUUGCAUCCGUCGUCAGGCACUAAACCAUCAUUUCUUUAUUGGAAACUGUUUCUUUGACUUCCUUUUCUUAAAUGCUUACGUUCACGAGUUUAUUUGCUGGAGAGUCUUUUUGAUAAAUGUGAGUUCAGCAUUUUCUCCAUGCAUGCAGUGUCUGAUAUUUAAAGAGAUCUGGAUUUUUUUUAAAUAAAUGGAAAAAUAAAUGGAUUUAAACUCAAA